This is a messenger RNA of Sciurus carolinensis (gray squirrel), 1940 nucleotides long. It is a transcript of the gene Icam3, whose product is annotated as intercellular adhesion molecule 3. Gene Ontology annotation, biological process: cell-cell adhesion. Gene Ontology annotation, cellular component: membrane. The record is from RefSeq and is a predicted model, not a curated record. Gene Ontology annotation, molecular function: integrin binding. The transcript is spliced from 7 exons. Lineage: Eukaryota; Metazoa; Chordata; Mammalia; Rodentia; Sciuridae. The coding region runs from base 162 to 1940 and encodes 592 amino acids.
CAGCAUUUCCUGUGGGUUCAUUUGGGUGCCAGCAGUGCAACGGGGUCCUGCCCUGUCCCUGUUGUAUACUCCUCAAUUGCUGGUUCCCAUUUGGGCCCCCCAUCUUAGGUCCCUGGGGCCAGAGUCUCCCCCUACCCCCCCGCCCCCAGGCCUGGGGCAAGAUGCAGCCCCUGCACUUCUGCAAUCUUAACUGCUGGCUUCCGUCUCCUCCCUUGUGCCCUGCGGGACACCUCCUAAAGGCACCUUCCUCUCUCAGCCUGGCCACCAUGAUGCCCUCCAGCCUGCUGCAGGGGGCCUGCCGGACUCUGUUCAUCUUCCAGCUAUUGGUCUGCUGCCAGUUGCCCCUAGGUGCCCAGAGCUUGAGCCAGAGCCAGGAGUUCCCUCUGCAGGUGGAGCCCCAGAACCCAGUACUUCCUGCCGGUGGGUCCCUCUUGGUUAACUGCAGCACCAGGUGCCCUCACCCUGAGCUCAUCACCCUGGAAACAUCCCUAUUAAAGGAAGCCUUAGGCGAAGACAGGGGCUGGGCAGCCUUCCGCCUCCUGAACGUGACUGGUGACAGCAGGAUCAUCUGCUCCGGGUUCUGUAAUGGCUCCCAGAUGACAAGCUCCUCUGGCAUCACUGUGUACCGGUUCCCAGAGCGAGUGGAGCUGGGGCUCCUUCCCCCCUGGCAGCCAGUGGGUGAGGACCUCACCCUGCAAUGCCAUGUGUGGGGCGGGGCACCCCGGGCCCAGCUCACUGUGGCGCUGCUCCGUGGGGAGGAGGAACUGAGUCGGCAACCAGCAGUAGGGGAGCCAGCGGAGGUCACUGCCACGGUGCUGGCGGGCAGAGGUGACUAUGGUGCCAAUUUCACAUGUAGAGCAGAACUGGACCUGCAGCUCCGAGGGCUGGGACUGUUCCAGAACACCUCGGCCCCCCAGCAGCUCCGAACUUUUGCCCUGCCCAUGGUUGCCCCACGCCUUGUGGCUCCCCUGUCUGUGGAGGUGGGCACCACGUUGCCAGUGGACUGCACUCUGGAUGGGCUGUUCCCAGCCUCUGAGGCCCAAGUCCAACUGGCGCUGGGGGACCAGAUGCUGAAUCCUGCAGUCAUGAUCCACCGGAACACCCUCAGAGCCACAGCUACAGUCACAGCACGAGCAGACCAGGAGGGUGACCAGCAAAUUGUCUGCAAUGUGACCCUGGGGAGUGAAAGUCGAGAGGCCCGGGCGAACUUAACUGUCUUCACCUUCCUAGGGCCCAUUCUGAACCUGAGCGAGACCAACGUCACCGAGGGGUCCAAAGUGAAUGUGACUUGCACCGCUGGGGCCCGAGUCCAGGUCAUGCUGGACGGGCAUCUGGCUCGGGCUCCCGGGGAACCCGUCCAGCUUCAGGUAACUGCCACGGAGGGCGACGACGGGCGCUACUUCUUUUGCAAUGCUACCCUCAAAGUGGACGGAGAGGUCUUACACAGGAACGUGACUGUCCAGCUGCGUGUCCUGUAUGGUCCCAAGAUUGACCCGGCCAAAUGUCCUCAGCGAUUGGCAUGGAAAGACAGGACUAGUCAUGUGUUGCAGUGUGAGGCCCGAGGCAACCCGGCACCCCAGCUACAGUGUCUGCAUAAAGGAUCCGGACGUGAGGUCCCCAUCGGGACCCCAUUCCUAGUCAAGUUACACCACAAUGGCACUUAUCACUGUCAAGCAGUCAGCCCAAGGGGCAUGUACACCUUGCUUGUGGUGAUGCACGUUCAGGAUCGGAAGUCCCACUCGAUCAGCAUCCUCAUAGGGGUGUUAGUGAUUCUAGGCGUGAUGACUGUCAUAGCGUCCUUAAUAUACAUCUUCGGGAUGCAGAAACGAAGUGGCACCUACCGCGUGAACCAACCAAGCGCCUCGGUGAACCAACCAAGCGCCUCGGUUCCCCUCAAGCCUAUGCAGCCGGAACAGACGGUGGAGUUAGAGCUGUCCUGA